Messenger RNA from Ostrea edulis (European flat oyster), 3666 nucleotides. Its product is annotated as cubilin-like. Lineage: Eukaryota; Metazoa; Mollusca; Bivalvia; Ostreida; Ostreidae. The transcript has 17 exons. Bases 120 to 2120 code for a protein of 666 amino acids. Gene Ontology annotation, molecular function: protein binding. The record is from RefSeq and is a predicted model, not a curated record.
UUAGUAAGCGACAUCUUACAAGCGUUUUAAAGAUAGGUGUCAACGUAAUCACAUGACCCGUGGGUGUAUGACCUAGAAUGUAGAAAAAGGGAAACUACAGCCACAGUACAAAAGAAAAGAUGAAAGAGAUUUACAUCUUCCCAGGUGUUUUCCUGCUAGUUCUUCUGAGUGCACAUGCAGAUCCAGGUUGCAAUAAAACUUUGAGCCUCACCGAUGAGACACUAGUCACAGAUCUGAAUGAGACAUGUUCCUGGACUGUGAAGUCCCCAGCCAAGACAAACAUAGUGGUGCAGGUGAGCGUUCUUCAUCUAACGGACCCCAGGGAUUCGAUGUUACUGCUAGACAAAACAGCACUCAUUGCAUCCUAUACAGAGAUGGAUAAAAGUGGAGAUUUAUAUGUGAGUAGUAGCAACUUACUCCACAUAGAGACCAUCUACAACUCCCAAGGACAGUUGCCAAGAAAUGUCACUGUGUCCUUACGACCUCAAGUGAAUGGUGGAAGGUACACCCAGAGUGGUCAAGUGAAGCUAAAUGCCACAAUCAUCCCCAAGAAUGACUCUAACCCUGUCUAUUUCCAAUUGGUGGCCUCCCCUGGACAACAAGUGCAGAUUUUGGUGAAUGAGAGCAAUAUUUUCCCCACCACUACGAUUGCAUUUUAUGAAGGCCUACAACCCAUCUUGGAGAACCUGUUAAUCAGACAAGGAACAUACAACCAGUUUUUCCCCAUCACUUCUAGAUCAGAGUCAAUGUUGAUUGUUGGUGAAAACUUUCAAAACCAGGAGUUUUUCUCUGGAUAUUUUAUCAGUGUACCAAAGGGAUGUGACCAGAUUUUAACAUCACCUACAACAAGUUUUCAGCUGCUGAGACGCAAUAUUGACACCCAAUGUUCUCUUGUAGCCGUUCCCCAAAAUACAGGUACUUCAGGGUUUACAAGCCUCAAGAUUCAGAGUCUGAACUUGUGCAAGAAUGAGACAGUAACAAUAUUUGAUGGUCAUAGUCAGCUGGAUGAGAGAAUAGCUACACUGACCAACAAAAGUUCCCAAACUACCCCUCAAAUCUAUGUCAGAGCUGACAAAGGAUUCAGAAUUCACAUGGAUUCUAUUUAUGCUGAAUGUGCAAAUGAAACAGUGGAACCUGUAGCAUUGUCUGGGGUUUACACUUCAAAGUCUGAUUGUGGAAAGAAGCUGACCUCCCCUGGGGGAACAUUAACUAGCCCUGCAUAUCCUGACUUGUAUCCCCUCAAUGCUAACUGCAAGUGGGAUCUUCCAGUACCAGAAAAUGGUUCUUCUCUAGUUUAUGUUGCUAUGGAAACAGCAGCCUUAGUAUCCAAUCAUGCAUUGAGUCUUCAGGAUGGUACUGGCAAGAUAUUAUGGAAGUUCAUGGGAUCCAAGCUGCCUACUACUGAUGCAGUUGUUCCCCUUAACAAAACAGAGUCUGAGGUAGCAAUGCUUGUGUUUGAUAGCUCAACUACAGGUCAAGGGUUAGACAAGGUCAGCAAGGGGUUCAGCGCCACCUACAAAGUACUCAAAUGUGGAGGAUACAUGACAUCUGAAAAUGGCAGUUUUAGUGUACCUGAGGGAAUUCCCAAGGGGGAGUCCUGUAUCUGGAUCAUCAGUAUCCCAUCUUCUGGAACCAACAACAGCACAAAUAUUGUACAGUUCACACUUUCUGGCCUUCCAAAGUCCCAGAAUUCAAACAUAAUUGUGUUAGAUGGUGGGACAUCCAAGUCUAAAGCUUUUGACUUCACCUCUAAGACGUCAAUGAGUUACCUGACACGUACCAAUGCAUUGUGGGUGCAAAUUACAACACCGGCUAAGCUCACUCUUAAUUACAAAACAUAUGGCUGCUCAAAGAAGGACCUGUGUAAAAAUGGAGUAUGUCUUCACCCAAAUUGGAGAUGUAAUGGUGUAGAUAAUUGUGGAGAUAUGACGGAUGAACAGAAUUGUUCCAGUUCUUCUUCACCAUCAAAGGGAUUGAAAACUUACCUGGUGGUGAUUAUUGCCUUGAUGUGCUUUGCCUUUGGAGUGGUUUUUACGAUUGUUAUUCCAGCGGUUUACAAGCGGUGUCGUUAUCCAAACUACCACCACUUGCAGGACCUCAUGGAGCCAUCUGUCAGUUAAACAGGAGAUUCCUGUGGAACCGUCCAAUAUAACACCUGACAUGCCUCCUUUUUAGUUUCAUUAUCUUUUUAUUUGCAUGUGAACAUUUUUUUCACAUUUGGCUAUGUAUAUCAAGAGCUUUAAUGAAUCAUGAUAUAUUUAAAGAGCAUUAUAUAUGUGUGUGUGGUACAAUAUUCAAACCCUGAGCAACAUUUCCGAUUUGAUUGCAAAGUCACUUUUGUGUGUACUAGGAAUUUGCUUGCUGGAUAGGACUGUGGAUAGCUUUGUUUAUGAGAUCUGUUUCUUGUGCUUCAGUGGUGGCAGAUACAUUCCAAUAAACAAUGCAUAAUACAGAUUUGUACAUAUUUUGUUUGUUUUAUAAUCUUUUUAUGUCAUCUUGUACACUUUCUAAUAUGCUUAAUGUAUUAUGUAGCUGGGUUUUUUCUCUCUCCAAAAUUUUUUGUACUUGCCAUAAAUAUUUUUGUAAUAAUCUUGUUCAGAUCUGAAACAGAUUAUUGAUGUUUACAAGUGAAGUACGUGAUCUGUUUGGCAUUUUCAGUCCAGAUUUUAUUUUUUUGUUGGAAAAUAUUUUCCCAUUUUGAGUUGAAUUUGCUAUUGUGUACGACUUAAUAUUAUCCCACAUUCUGAAAUAGUCAGUGGUACUUUAAAUCUCAGUUUGAAAUACUCGGUGCCAUCUUGUGUUGAUCACUUUGGUGUCAAUGGUAACAAUUUUUAAAACAUUUAUGGGAAAAGUGUGCAAAUGUACUUUUUUUGAGUAGACAUAUUGAUGGCAGUGAAUUUAUAUUAAUUCUAUUACUUUUACCCGUGAUAUCAUGCUAUUGUACUCUUUCAUGAAAGAUUUACCUGCAUAUUUAAGAUAUUUUAAUUAGUAUAGGUAAUAUAGACUAUUUUAUUUAUUAUAAAUGUACAUUGGUUUAUGAUUUCCGACAUUCUAAAUCAGCACAAUUUUGAAAGAUCUCUAGUAAUAUACAUCUGUGGUUUAAAUUAAUUAGCUGAAAAAGUGCUCAAAUCAUUAUACCAUUAAAACAAGUGUGUAAAUUAAUAUUGUUAUUUUCAAAUAAUUGACAUAAAUAUGUCUCUGGUUUUACAAAGAAUUCAUUAAUAUUGAAUGUUCCUAAUGCCUAAUAUGAUGUAUAUGACAAUGCUUGGGUGUUUUUUUAUAUUUUUAAUGGUCGUGCUUUAACAUUGGUAAAUCACAUUAAAGCCUACUUUCAAAAUAAACUUUGAAAGUAGUUGGUUAUUAAAUUUGUUUAUUUAUUUUUGGAAGUAAAAUAUUUAUGAAAUUUUUUGUAUUGAUUUGAACAUUAUUUGUAGACUAAAUGUAAUAGGAAAUUAUGUUGUCAUACUGACAGAAACUUGUCUGCAAAGGCACCUAUUGUUAUACAUGUACUAAUCAUUUUCACGUAGGCUAGGAAUUUAUGCAUUUCUAGGUAUGUGUUAAUUCUAUACAUGUCUUGAUGAGUCUUACCUUGAAAAUUGACUGCAAGACAGAAAUUCUUCUCAUAAUGCCAUGUUCCUCGAUUAUAUCUGAGAUUAAGCCAAUACA